Molecule: messenger RNA, 2034 nt
Organism: Saccharomyces eubayanus
Lineage: Eukaryota; Fungi; Ascomycota; Saccharomycetes; Saccharomycetales; Saccharomycetaceae
Gene: YVC1
Product: Yvc1p
Exons: 1
Coding region: 1-2034 (677 amino acids)
Biological process (GO): monoatomic ion transport; transmembrane transport
Cellular component (GO): membrane
Molecular function (GO): monoatomic ion channel activity
Source: RefSeq, a predicted model, not a curated record
AUGGUGUCAUCCAAUAACGGUUUGAAUUUACCCAUUUCAAAUGAACAAUGUUUGCCCGAAAAUACUGGAUCUCUUGGGUUUGAAGCCCCCACUCCGAGACAAAUUUUAAGGGUCACAUUGAACUUGAAGUAUUUAGUUGACGAAAUCGUACCUAUUGUAUAUAAUCCCGCUGAAAUCGUUUGCGAUCAUUCUGAGAUUUUGUCACCAAAGGUUAUCAAAUUGGCUUAUAAUGCAUGCGGUGGAAACCCCGAUGACAAGGCCAACAAAAGAAAGUAUCAGUCUGUCAUCAUUUUCUCGCUUUUAAAAGUUUGUGAAUGGUACUCCAAACUGUCUACCAUGGAAGUGCAUAACGCUAAGCUUUAUGAAAUUAGGAAUUUAGCUGCACAGCAAUUAUGUAAACUGCUAAUUGAACAAGAGGAAACAAGAGAUUUGCAAUUUCUUUUUAUGCAGCUGUUAUUGCGCCGGUACGUGAUUAAUGAGAAUGACGAGGAUCAAGACCCUUUGAAUGCGUUGGAGUUGGCCACGGACAUGCAUUGUACUACAGUGAUAGGGUCGAGUGGAUUUCAACGUUGUUUAAAAUGGAUUUGGAGAGGUUGGAUUGUCCAAAAUGGAAUGGAUCCUACCACUUUUAUUAAGGACGAUUCAUUGGCUGAGAUUUCUAUAGUUUCGCACUUCAACCCAGUAAGACUAAAGGCACCAAUAUAUCAAAAUUAUCUGCAGAUGACUUUUUCGUUUUUGUUUCUGGGGCUGUAUACCUUGGUGGUAAAUGGGAAGGACUCUGAAAGGGUGCAAUCCUUUGAUUUGUGGGAAACCGUGUUUUAUAUUUUCAACACGGGUUUCAUCUUGGAUGAACUGGCUAAAGUUUAUUAUAUUGGUUAUGCUCACCUAUCAUUUUGGAACUUAUUCAAUGACGCCACAUACCUGAUUAUCACCUUGGCAAUGGGAUUCCGUGCAAUGAGUGUAACUCCCCUGAACGCCAAAUACACUUCGGAAGAUUGGGAUAAAAUUUCAUAUAGGGUACUCUCAUGCGCAGCCCCAUUCGUUUGGUCGAGAUUGUUACUAUACCUUGAAUCACAAAGGUUUAUCGGGAUCAUGUUGGUGAUUCUAAAGCACAUGAUGAAAGAAUCGAUAGUAUUCUUCUUCCUUCUGUUCUUAAUUAUGAUCGGAUUCACUCAGGGUUUCUUAGGUUUGGACUCCGCUGAUGGUAAAAGAGAUAUCACGGGCCCGAUUUUAGGUAAUUUGACUAUUACCGUUUUGGGUCUUGGAAGCUUUGAUGUUUUUGAGGAAUUCGCUCCCCCAUACGCGGCAAUAUUAUACUAUGGUUACUACUUCAUCGUUUCGGUCAUUCUUCUAAAUAUCUUGAUUGCAUUGUAUUCUACUGCAUACCAAAAGGUUAUUGAUAACGCUGAUGACGAGUACAUGGCUUUGAUGUCACAAAAGACGUUGAGGUAUAUCAGGGCACCUGAUGAAGACGUUUAUGUCUCUCCUUUAAAUUUGAUUGAACUGCUUAUGAUGCCUAUAUUCCAUGUCCUUCCAUCAAAACGCGCUAAGGACUUAAGUUAUACAAUUAUGACAAUAGUGUAUAGUCCAUUUUUGUUGUUUAUUUCCAUAAAGGAAACUCGUGAGGCUAGAAGAAUAAAGUAUAAUAGAAUGAAAAGGCUAAACGAUGAUGCUAAUGAAUAUGAUACCCCAUGGGAUUUAACGGAUGGUUAUUUGGACGAUGAUGACGGUCUGUUCUCUGAUAAUCAAAAUUCAGGUAUGAGGGCUACUCAAUUGAAAAAUUCACGUUCAUUAAAAUUGCAACGGACGGCAGAACAAGAGGAUGCCCAUUUCAAAGUCCCUAAAAAAUGGUACAAAAACGUUAAAAAGUGCAGUCCUUCCUUCGAGGAGUAUGAGAACGAUGACACUGACGCAGAAGACGAUGAUGACAAAAGUAAAGAUGACGUCAAAGAACUUACUGAAAAAGUGGAAAAUCUCACAGCUAUGAUUACUGACUUACUUCAAAAAUUGGAUUUAAAGGAUAAAAAAGAAUAA